Crotalus tigris (Tiger rattlesnake) is the source of this 2268-nucleotide messenger RNA. RefSeq lists its product as uncharacterized. Bases 362 to 1708 code for a protein of 448 amino acids. The transcript has 3 exons. Lineage: Eukaryota; Metazoa; Chordata; Lepidosauria; Squamata; Viperidae. The record is from RefSeq and is a predicted model, not a curated record.
UUGAGUUUCAGUUAUUUUCCAUUUUUGGCUAUCUGCUGUGAGUUUGAUCUUUCAGAACUGUAGCCAUAAAAUACUUUUAGGAAGGUGGAGACUCGCUCACACGCAUCAGCUGCACCCAGGCUGACAUGUCACAUUUUCUGCUAAGAAUAAUGACAUUUUGGCCAUAAGUCACAACCCCAGUUUUGCAAGCUAGGAAUCUCAACCAGGAUAGCAAGAUGUUUGGUGGUAUCUGAAUGGGCUUCUAACAAUGGCAGAUGUACUUAGGAGUCCACAGCCAUUAUUAUUCCAUUAGAUUUGGGAGAAAAAUAGCAUUUUUCUUCAGCCUCCUGAGGAAAUCCUUGAGCAACCUCAAAGGAAUAAGAUGCCCCGCUUUAAGAGCAAGAUGCUUUGGAUGGUCAUCCCUUUCUUAGUUCUUCUGCUCUUUGAAAUGUACCCCAGAAGGCCAUCGUCCCCAGCCUCCCAAACCAAGCUCUCCUUGGGCCCUUGCAGAGGUGAGCUGGUGAAGGAUACCAUCACUGCCUUAAAACACAACAAAACCUUCGUCGUUUCGUUGUACCACGAUGACCGGCAACAAAACCUCACCCGGGCAAUUGCAGUGGUCCAUUACAAAAAAAUCCAAGAUCUUUAUUGCUGGUUUUGCUGCAGUCACGACAAUCGCAUUUCUAUCAUCCGGGCAAGCGUUGACAUCCACCCAGAGAGGUUUGGCCUCCCAGUUGGGGCGGCAGAUAUUGUGUGUUUGGAACCACAACGUUGCUUGCCCCAGUAUAUGUCCAUUCACCCGUCCACUAGGGGAUCCAUGGCUGAGCUCCCGUGGUUUGAAAUCAACAACCGGGUUUCCAGGACUUGGUUCGUGAGAGAGUACACUGUCUGCCUGUCGGUCAUGCCCGAGAAUUACGACAACGUCCUACAGUUUGUGCAGAGCGUGGAAAUGUACAAGACCCUCGGGGCCAACAAAGUCUUUAUCUACAAAAUGAGCUGCAGCUCGCUCAUGGAUCGGAUUUUAAACUUUUAUGUUCAAGAAGGCACGGUGGAGAUCAUCCUUUGGCCAAUUACUUCCUACUUGCGUUUGUCUUCUUUUUGGUAUUCUUACCAGGACUGGGGCUAUGGGAAAACCACCGUUUUAAAUGACUGCAUUUACCGUAACAUGUACAGAAGCAAAUACGUGGUUUUUAACGAUAUCAAUGAAAUUAUCCUUCCCCUGAAACACCCAAAUUGGAAAGGGAUGAUCGAUAGCCUUGAGGAUCAGCAUCCAGGAGUUGGGAUCUUCUUUUUUGAAAGUCACUUUUUUUCUCAGAAUGUGUUUUUGUCUUUGGACAAAUUCAACGUCACUCUCUGGGAAGCCAUCCCCGGAGUUAACGUAUUGCAACACGUUUAUCGAGAGCCCAAUAAACUGCACAUCAAUAUUUUGAAGAAAAUGAUUGUAAACCCAAGGAGCGUGGUCCAGGCAUCCAGCCAUUCCAUUCUCAAAGGAUACGGUCGAACGCUCGAAGUCUCCAGGGACGUCGCAAUCCUUUACAAUUGCAGGAGACACCUUGAAAAUGAAUUUGGGGAACAAUAUCUCAUGAGGGACACAACCAUUUGGAGGUUCAACGUAUCGCUGAUUAGCAACGUUAAUAAAGUUUUUGACCAAGUUCUCGGCAAAAGAGUCGAUAGCAUCUCCAAGGCCAUUUGGAGCAUGUUCUGGGAAAGCCUUGGAAAAAUCUUUUAAAAGUUUUGGUUUUUCACUCAAACAAAAUUGCUGAAGCAGGAAGUGUUUUCCUUCACCCAGCCUGUGUGUGUGUCAUUCGCCCCUUUAGAGAAAAAUAAUCAGAGAUGAAAUGUAUAAUUUAGUGUCUCUUACAUCCUGGCUUUGCAGAAAACUGAGUUGCUUUAUCUGCUGUUUAAUUAAAAGAGGAUUAACUCAGAAACGUCAUUUGUCUUUUGUCCGGAGUGCGCUCUGAGAACACUUUUUUGGGAAGUUUUAAUAAAUUGUACUGGUUGUUAACAUCAUCCAAAACUAAAUUUUAACCUAUGAUAGCUAGCAACAAUGAAUGAAUGUAACUCUAAAAUAAUAAUAAUAAUUGAAUUUAGAUAAUUUUAGGUGGAUACUGCAAUCCCCAGAAAAUUAUCCAUCAUUUUAUUGUACUAUAGUCCUAUGUGUGUCAUAGUUUCUACAAUGAAACGCAUCGAUUAAGCUAAAUUUAUGUUGCUUAAAAACUUAGUUUAGUCACUUAAGGCAGUUUCAGUCUUCAAGGAAAAAGAAAGACCAGUUGGCCUUGGAAAAAGCAC